Messenger RNA from Eleginops maclovinus (Patagonian blennie), 1885 nucleotides. It is a transcript of the gene ostn, whose product is annotated as osteocrin. Gene Ontology annotation, molecular function: signaling receptor binding. The record is from RefSeq and is a predicted model, not a curated record. Lineage: Eukaryota; Metazoa; Chordata; Actinopteri; Perciformes; Eleginopidae. Bases 259 to 663 code for a protein of 134 amino acids. The transcript is spliced from 4 exons. Gene Ontology annotation, biological process: hormone-mediated signaling pathway.
CCUGAAGGAGGCGAGGGGUUAGGAAGCUUCAAAGGAGGCGAGGUGUGAUCGGUCCCCGGAGGAUUCAUUAACAGCUAAUGGUCCUGAUGAGGAAAUGUGUGGAAAAAAGUAGCAGGGAAUCACAGGAAGUGAUGUCCCGGGAGCGGAAGCCUCUGAUUGGACGGCAGAUUCCCGGCAGCUGCUAUAAAACCUGAAGCUCCAACGAGAAGCAGAAACAGAGAGGAGACACCGGACACAGAGACACCCUCCAGCCUCAAGAUGCAAUUGUGCGGCCGUUUGCUGGUUUCCUGUUUGAUCUUCAUCACUGUUCUCCACGUCAGCGCCGGCGGUUUCAGACAGCAGCAGCAUUUAGACUGGCCCACCUCCAGGAGACUGGGGGGUCUCCGCCCCCGUCAUGGAGGGGUGAAGGAGGGGGAGGAGCUAACGGCAAAGCUGCUCCGGUUCGAUGAGCUAGUUAGGAUGGAGAAUGACGUCAUGGAGCCGAAGAGGAAGAGGAGUUUCCCUGGCAACAGCGCCCCCCUGGACCGCCUGUCCAUCAGCUCCAUGGAAACCAAACAGGGAGCUACCAAGCAGAGAAAGGUGUCAGAGUUGCCACGGCAACGAGUGAACCCGCCCCCCAUCGACCGGAUCGGGAUGAGUCGCCUCCCGAACGGCCGAGGGUAGGCCCCUCCCCGCCCGGUGACGCUAUACCCCCUCUAUAAGUCCCGCCCCUCUGCCCAGGUGCGUCAUUGACACACUGAAAGGUUUCCUUAAAGUUUAUUCAAACAGUUCUUUUCUCUGCAGAGGAAUCACCUCGAUGCAUGACCCAGCCAAUCACUGACCGCCACGCCCACCUGUCAAUCAUCCCCCCCACAGUGAUGAAUGAUGGUGCAUUCAGGUGCUGCUCUGUAAACGUGUCAAUGGAAGUCAGGACCAAAAUAAUGGUUUACGUCUUAAUGGAAACGACUCAAACGGAUUUGAAAUCCUCUAAACUUUCACAAUGAGAAAUCCUUAGAGAAUCGGUAAAUGUUUUCACCCUUAAAGGACUUUGUACUUGUACUUCUCAGAUGUGAUAUUCUCUACUGUUUAGUUUUUUUACUGAUUAGGGAUAAUUAUACAAAAUCCUGUUGAUGAAUAAAUCAUAAGCACUACCCAGCAGUUUUUAAAGAAGUUCAAUUGUGAUGAAAAUUCAUAUUUAAAGACAAUAAUGUGAGAGGCUUCUUCUGCACAUUAACUGCUUUUACUUUCAGUGCUUGAACUCGUGAAGACGUUUUUAAUCCUGCUAUAGUUACAUUUUACUUCCACACCUGCUCGCUCAGACUCUUGCCUCCUGCCACAGGAACUCAACACUGACAGUUAUAAUAGAACUUCCCUGCAGUAUUUUUCAGUGUGUCCCCUGAAUGCACCACCACAGAACCCCCCCCCCCCCCCCCCCCCCACCACCCUUCUGACUGGAGGUGUCCUUCACCUCGACGCUGACCCCUUGACACGACUCCAGUUUGUGUCUCCGGUUGUGUUCCUGCAGCAGCUCCACGGCACCGAGCCAGACUUUAAUGAGACAAAAACCAAACUCAUACUUCAAUUAAAGAGUCCUCUCCUGCUGAGGGGGCACAUCAGUACGUUACGUAGUGAUGUCACUAUGUUCCAGAACUUUGGGAUUUCAGCCUCUGCGGACCAUUGACAUGCACUAAAGCGGUCAUGAGAGGAACUGAAAUCUGAAACGGAGAAUUUAAUUCGUCUGUAAGUGCAUUUUAAUGUCAGGACCCAGGAGAAUAAAUCAGAGUGUGUGUGCUCCUGAGGAAGGCUAUGAUCCUUUGAGUCUCGGUGCAGUGGAGUCCUGCUCCUCUGAUCCUGUUUAAAGCUUCUCGCUGUCUUAUUGUUCAAAUUAAAUAAAAAGUUCACGCUG